Molecule: messenger RNA, 759 nt
Organism: Vittaforma corneae ATCC 50505
Lineage: Eukaryota; Fungi; Microsporidia; Nosematidae
Exons: 1
Coding region: 1-759 (252 amino acids)
Biological process (GO): regulation of DNA-templated transcription
Molecular function (GO): sequence-specific DNA binding; DNA-binding transcription factor activity
Source: RefSeq, a predicted model, not a curated record
AUGCCUUAUGGAAAAAUAAAGCCAUUCAUCAAAAAGCUCUAUGACAUACUGGGAAGUGCUGAGUUUUCAGAGAUAAUCCAGUGGAAUUCAAACGACUCCUUCAUUAUUCAUGAUCGUGAAAAGUUCUGUGAAGAGAUCCUUAGAAAGUUUUUUAAAACUUCAAGCUUCGACAGCUUUACAAGACAGCUUAAUAAGUAUGACUUCAGAAAGCAGAGAAACCAGGAUAUUUUCUGGAACAAUGAUUUUACUAAAAACAAUUACGACAGGCUGAACAAGAUAGUGGUUAAAGAGAGCUAUCACACGCUGAGGCAGAUUAGAGAUAAUGGACUGGGACUGUCUCUUUUUAAUUGCAAGGUUGUUAAGAUUCUGACCAAAAUUGCUGAUAUGCUCGAAAAUAUAGCAAAAAACCAAAAGACAACAAAAAAAGUGCCAAAGAUACUGAUUUUCGAAGACUUUGAUCCCUCAGAAAUGGUUGAGAUGCUUCAAUGUAGAGGAGCCAAGGCUGAUGUUGUAUUCUUUUAUAACGACUUCGAGGUGAAAAUCAACAGCAUCGAGUAUGAUUAUCUUGUUAUUGAUUCAGAGCUAUUUGAAAUAUUUAAUAAAAUUUCGAAUGUGGACAGCUAUAGGUCGAAGACAAAGGUCAUUUGCACAUCGAAGUUUUCUCCUGGAAAGUUUUCUUCAGACACUAUGGGAAAUUGUAUUUACAAGCUGCUGAGAAAGCCAUAUGACGGAUAUCAGCUUUGUUCACUAAUUAAAUAA